UCGACUAAAUGAUCUUAUACAUAGAUAUGCGGAAGGAGACAUUGGGGUUCGACUGACAAAUGCUGGUGGAAGGAUUGAAAGCAGACGUGUGCUUACUUUUGAAGACAUAAAACGCAUUAGCAUCUUUAUAACAACGUUUACCGAGGACCACGCCAUUGUGCUACCAGGAUGAGUACCAGGUUUUAAGAGGGAUGAUAUCAAACUUCUUCCAUCACAUGAAACAAAAAGUUCGGUGUGGAGAGCUUAUACUGCAGCAAUGGAAGAAAUUGGCGAACGACCUGCCAAGCUGACAUCGUUCCGGAAUAUUUGGAAUCGACUGUUGCCCCACAUUGUGAGGACAAAACCCAUGUCGGAUCUGUGUUGGGAAUGCCAAAAGAACAAUGCAGCAGUGUAUCGCAGUGCAAACCUUCCUGACAUUGUGAAGUGUGCAAAGUUGAAAAAACAGAUGGAUCACUUACAACUGGUUGCCGAAGAACGGACACUCUACAGGGACAUGGUAACUGAGUGCAAGACAUCAGUUGUUGGUUUAAAGCUGGGACACAAUCCACCAUGCUCUAGAGACAUUAAAGGUCAUUAUUCAUUUGACUUCGCACAGCAAGUCCACAUUCCUUCAAACCCUCUGCAGCCAGGACCUAUCUAUUUUCUUGUGCCCCGAAAAUGUGGCAUAUUUGGAGUAAGCUGUGAGGGCAUACCCCAACAAGUCAACUAUCUCAUUGAUGAGGGCAUGUGCUCAAGUAAAGGAUCAAAUGCUGUGAUCAGCUAUCUGCAUCACUUUUUUGAAAAUUAUGGACGGCGAAAAGAUGUUCACUUGCACUGUGACAACUGUAGUGGCCAGAAUAAAAAAAAAUUUGUUGUGUGGUACUUCGCUUGGCGUGUGAUGAAUCACCUUCAUUUGAAUCUUUCGCUGAACUUUAUGAUCGUUGGUCACACGAAAUUUGGACCCGAUUGGUGUUUUGGUCUACUAAAACAAAACUUUCGUAGGACAGAGGUGUGUUCCCUUGAAGAGAUGGCUGCAUGUGUCAAGAAAAGUUCCACUAGUGGUGUCAACAUGUCUCAGCUGGUUGGAGACGAGUCAGGAAAGGUGUUGGUUCCCAUGUACGAUUGGCAGAAGUUCCUGACACCCUUCUUUAAACCUCUUCCUGGCAUCAAGAAAUUGCAGCACAUGAGGUUUGACAGUAAACAACCUGGAUUAAUCCUUGUCAAAGAUUCAUCUGAUUGUGAGGAGACCGCUGUGCAGGUCUUGAAAGACGUGAGAAUUCGGCCACCAGCUGCCCUACCUGUAACAGUUGCCCCACCUGGCCUAGAUAAAAAGCGCCAGUGGUAUUUAUUUGCAAAGAUUCGGGAAUUCUGUACAGAGAGCACCCAAGACAUCGUCUGUCCCCGUCCUGCUGGACAAGUAUCUGAAUCAUCAGAGGAUGAAGAAGAAAUAAGGCCCCCACCUGCCAAAAAGUCCCACAGAAAUAAAAGAGUGUUGAAGGAAAAAAAUUAGACAAUGCAUUCAAACUGACUUUUGUUAUUAAAAGUACGUGUACACUGUACCUGUUGUUACCCAUGGACAUCGGGGAUGUCAUUAUCAGGCUGCCCGUUAUUUUUCGCAGCCUGUUUAAUCAGGGCUUCUGUAUUAUGGUAGCCCCACUCCUAUGGCUAGUGAUAUUCAAUAAUAUAUAACUACUAUCUUCAUGCCCACUGGCUAGUGGAAAAAACGUUGUCAAAUGCUACUUUUAAGUAUAGUUUGUAAAUAUGAAUAUUCUGCCCCCCUCCCAAUCAGAGGGGUUUUAAGCUCUGUCUCCCUCUUUAUGUAACAUAAUCUGAUCAUUCCUAUUAGUAAAAUUUUAUUUACUUAAAGUAUGGCUAGUAAAUGUUUAAUCAUGGCUAGUAAAUUUAAAAUCACUGAUAAAAUGUGGCUAGUGAAUUUUUUGUUUAAUUUCUAGAAGCCCAGGUUUAAUAAAAUCAUUUGGUAUAAAACUACAGGCAAUAAAAACGUUCCAACUGAAUACUAGUAUAAAUAAUUAAUGCAUGUUGAUAACCUUGUGAUAUGUGUUGGAAAGUUGUCCCUGAUUGGUUAUUGUAGCUGGUAUUUAAUGUAUGAUGUUAAAGGCAUACUGUCACAGAUUUAAGGACCUUAUUUCUCUAAAAAUGUAAAAAUUACAUUAAUUGUUGGAAACCAAAUCUAGCUAUUGCAUCACCUUAACUGAACCAUGAUGGA
Messenger RNA from Gigantopelta aegis, 2206 nucleotides. RefSeq lists its product as uncharacterized. The record is from RefSeq and is a predicted model, not a curated record. Lineage: Eukaryota; Metazoa; Mollusca; Gastropoda; Neomphalida; Peltospiridae.